AUGGCAGAGAGAUUUGAAGCUUUCAACACCGGCAUGGGUUUGGUGCAAGAACAAAACGAUAGCAAGGGAAAGGUGGUUCGAAAAAAUAUUGUAGCCAGUCUGGGAAAUACCUUAAGCCUUUUUCCUAACACAACCUCAACUUCCAGCAACGUUUCCUUAGCCAUUUCGCCUCACUUAAAUCCUACCUAUAUCAUUCCACAAAUGCCUUCAACCUACACUCCCGAUCAAGUAGCGAUAAUUCCUAAUCAUCAAUUUUCCAUAGCCACCACUCGAUUCGAGAAAAGUAAGAAAAACGAACUGGCAAUAUCCCCAUACAGGAGGCCUGGAAAGGAAAUCAAGUCGCUUUACCAUGAAGAUUUGGGAAAAGAACUCCACAAUUUGAGGAAAGUCAUUAAUGAAGAGUUAUGUUCAAGGAAUUUCCAGAUUUUGAAGUAUGAAGAUUUGUGUGUGCAUCCAAACGUCGAGCUUCCGUCAGGGUACAAAAUACCUAAGUUUAACACUUUCAAUGGGAAGGGAGAUCCCGUCGCUCAUUUAAAGGACUAUUGCAGCAGAUUAAUUGGUAUUGGACAUAUUGAAGCCGUACGAAUGAGAUUGUUCAUUCAAAGUUUAUCAGGAUCAGCACUCUCUUGGUACACUAAACAAGAUUUUAGCAAAUGGCUUACGUGGGAGGAUAUGGCCCGCGGAUUUAUAAAGCAAUUCGAGUUUAACAAUGGAGGCGAUCUGCACAUAGCCGAUUUGCUCAGAGUAAAGAAAACGCCACAUGAGUCUUUCCAAGAAUAUGCCAUACGAUGGAGGUUAGAAGCUUCAAAAAUACAUCCUCCAUUAUCCGAGAGGGAAUUGAUCUCAACCUUCAUCCAAAUUCAGGAAGACUUAUAUUAUGAUAAGUUGCUCGGAGCCUGUGCACACAACUUCUCUGAUUUGAUUAGGAUCGGUAGAGAACUAGAAAAUGCCAUUCAAUAA
Lycium barbarum (goji berry) is the source of this 960-nucleotide messenger RNA. RefSeq lists its product as uncharacterized. Bases 1 to 960 code for a protein of 319 amino acids. NCBI's taxonomy places the organism in Eukaryota, Viridiplantae, Streptophyta, Magnoliopsida, Solanales, Solanaceae. The record is from RefSeq and is a predicted model, not a curated record. The transcript has a single exon.